Molecule: messenger RNA, 2600 nt
Organism: Vidua macroura (Pin-tailed whydah)
Lineage: Eukaryota; Metazoa; Chordata; Aves; Passeriformes; Viduidae
Gene: ARL14EP
Product: ADP ribosylation factor like GTPase 14 effector protein
Exons: 5
Coding region: 557-1336 (259 amino acids)
Cellular component (GO): intracellular membrane-bounded organelle
Source: RefSeq, a predicted model, not a curated record
GCACCCGGCCCGCACGGCGGCACACGCACCGCGGGCAGGUACCGGGGCGGCCCGGCGGGCGGAAGGCAGCGGAAGGGCCGGGCCUUGGUGUGCCCGGGCCGGCCGUGCGGCAGUGCGGGCCCGGUUCCUCCGUGCCGGUGUUCAGCCGCGCCGCCCCUCCCGGAGCUCGGGCUCCCAUCGCGCGGGGGCACACACCGGCAGGCCCCGGGCACUCCUUGGCUCUUUCCGCCGAGGAAAGACAAAAAGCCUUCUCCCGCAGGAGAAGCAGCCGCGCGCUCCGGCCACGGGCAGAGGAAAAGCGCCGAAGCUUCCGGCGAGAAUUGCUGCGGAUUAAGCGAUCGCUGAGUUCCGUCGGCAGCAGUGCCAUUCGAACAAAGCGAGAAGACAAAUUAGGUCUCUCAAUAAGAAGAGUCCUGACGUACAAUCCAUGUGCAAAUUUUGAAAAUUCAGACUAUCGCUUGUGUAUUGACGUGGGUGAUCUUCACAGAAACUCCUGAAGGCUUCAAAGAUUUAUUUUGGGCAAAACAAAUGAGAGAAGUUGUUCUGAUAAAGUGAAAUGAAUCCUUGUUCAGUUGGAGUUCAGCUCCAAGCGACCAACGAAUGCCAUAAGACCUAUUACACCCGUCACACUGGCUUCAAGACCAAACAAGACAUCUCUUCAUCUGACCUCCUGCUGCUUCAGCUGAGGACUGGGAUAACCCUGUCAGAGGGCAACACAAUCUGCCUCCACCAUGCCAAAAUUUACAUUGAACGGUUUGAAGACUUACAAAAAUCCUGUUGUGAUCCCUUUAACAUCCACAGAAAGCUGUCGAAGAAAAACCUGCGAGCCAUCGACUUAGACGAUGCGGCUUUUCUCAGUGCCAAGUUUGGGAGGCAGUUUGUUCCUGGUUGGAAGCUUUGUCCCAAAUGUAUGCAGAUAAUAAAUGGGAGCGUGGAUGUGGAACCUGAGGAGCGACAAAGGAGAAGGCUGGAUCCAGAUGGGCGUACAGCCAAGGCUUUAAAGUCUCUCCAGUUUGCUAACCCAGGACGACAGACUGAGUUCACUCCAGAGACCAGUAAAAGGGAAAAAAGAAGGCAAACAAAAAUCUCAGUGUUUAAUUCAGACAGGCAAGUUAUCCCAGCCAAGAGUAAGGUGUACGACAGCCAGGGGCUGCUGCUCUACAGCGGGAUGGACCUGUGUGACUGCCUGGAUGAAGAUUGCCUGGGCUGCUUCUACGCCUGCCCCAAGUGCGGCUCCAACAAGUGCGGCACCGAGUGCCGCUGCGACCGCAAGUGGCUCUACGAGCAGAUCGAGAUCGAGGGAGGGGAGAUCAUUAAGAACAAGCACGUUGGCUAGGGGGCAUGUGCACUAUUCCACCCUGGAUGGGUGGGCCAGGCUUUGGUUAAACACUGCACAUGCAGCGUUUGGUUUAAUGGAAGCUGCUUGUCGGGAGCCACGUGAUGGAUGUGCUCGCUUUCACAGUCGUUUUCAGAGUGGUUGUGGACAUAGCCAUAGUGCUGUCUUUUCACACUUGAGCUCUGCACUGCAAUCAGGCCUGUUAGCCAUGCAGGUAGGAUCUCACUGAACAGCUGUAUUCAAGUACAGGGUGCUGAAUUCUAAUGUGCUCUAUCCUGAGCCACUCACUGUUCUUUCAGUCACUGUUUUAUAGGAUGUACCAUCUCCGUGUAUUCCUCAUUUCUCCUUCUCAGUUUCAGGAUCUCAUGGGUUUUAAUCUGUUUUGUGUGAAAUGCUGUCAAAGUUCUCAAUGAAUUUACAUGCAGUGUUAAUAGAACUCUCUAGUAUUAAUAGUGAAUACUGUGUCUUCUAUAGAGUAUUGAAGCUACACCUGAUAAAUCCAAUCCUGUUCACUUAUAAAGGAGUCAAAAGCAUUUAGCUGUUCAGGUCUCAUCCAAAUUAGUAGGAUUUGAGGUCAGGUUAUUGUUAUGAAUUCAUAUUAAUUCAUAUUAAAAUAUAAAAAUUAAACUGUCAAAGCAAUGUAUUAAAGUAUUACUUAUUAUUGUGGUUUCUGUAGAACAAAAUUGUUUUGAUUUUGGUCUGUUACCAGUCUGUAAUUGGACUGAACCAGUACUUCCAACAGCCCUCUCCCAGUUUCUUUCUCUUUACUGAUUUUUAAGGUUUAUAUGCAGCUGAAAUGAGUUUCUGUUUCCAAGCCAGGAUAUUCUAGACUGUUACCAAAAAAAACCCAGAUGAAUGGAAAGCAUCUUUGGUUGAUACAUUAUCUGUCUUCAUAAUAUUAAACUUUUACACUAUAACAAAAAUUACUGAAAAGAUUCUAUAAAUUAAGUGUUAGUAACAUUUUUAUUCUUUGUAUUCUUGUUGUGUUUUGUAUAAAUUUCCUAUUCUUUGAUGACUUGGAAGAUCUGCAUGUUUGUUAGGUCAGAUUUUUUUCAAUAACACUGUUAAGUUCUUGCAGACUUACUUGGUAAAGUUGUAUAAUUUUGCAAUGUGCUCAGCAGAACUUUUUCUGUUCUGAUAAGUGUCAUGAAUGUUGCUGUGCCAAAAUCCAAAGUUAUGCUUUGAGUUCUGCUGACAUCUGCUGGUCCUGCUGGAGUAUAAGCACUGAGAUGCUACAUUUUUAUUAAAUCUGUUAUAAAAAUAA